ACUGAAUCUAAGCACAUCGGAAACAACACUUGGAAUUGUAGAAUGGUGUAAAUACUGAUUAUAGUACAGAGUUAAAAGCCAUGGAUGAGAAGAACCUUCAUCCAGAUGGCCAGUUUCAUACUCAAGAUGCAGACUUUGGCUUCUUUCAACCAAUGCCCGACCCCAGCGUUGCUUCCUCGAGUUACCCUGGUUAUGCAGCAUGGACACAGUUCAGUGGCAUCCCACCAUCCCCUGGGGAUGCAGCUGCCUUUGGAUGGGACAGCUUUGUCACACCUCCAAACACACCCUCUGCUGGACAGAAUCUAGAUCUUAAUCAUCCGGAUUAUUACUCCAAUCUCAGUAAUGUAAUGCAAGCAAUGGGAAAGAGUAAUCCGACUUUUGAUGCCAAUGUAUCUAAUGAUACAGACAAACUUGCUUCCACACCAGUGGCCCAGUCUCUUCUUGAAGCUCUCAGUUCACCAAACCCGGGACUAAACACAAUGCAGGAUGGAAAUGUAUCACCGAUGCAGAAUCCCCUGGAUUUUGCCCAGACAAGUCAAGAUGGUUAUGAUAUUUAUGCUGAAGCAUUGAAGAAGUUAGGCUCGGGAUACCCAUCUUACAAUCCAUUCGGAACGUCUGAUGUUCUGAACAGUUCACCAUCAGCUACUCCUCCACCUAGAGAUCUAGAUCAACAAGGCAAUGCAAAACCAAGCUUUGCUGAUGUUGCAAAAACAUUGAAAAAUAAUCAGACUUCUAAUAAGGACAAAGAUGAUGCAGAUACAGGCAGGAGAAGGUCAACUGAGAAUACCAACUCCAGGUCAUUUAAAGGAAGUAAAAAGUUUGUACCCAGACCAAUUAGAGGUAGAAAUAACAGUGUUCCAGAUGAUUUGUGCAGAACAACAGUUUCACCAGAUUCGAAAUAUGGCCUUGAUGAUUUUGGUGAUGUUGAAGUUAAAAAGAAUGAAAAAGAAGAUUUGAUCACGAGCUUGGAUGACAUCCCAGUGAUUACGCGUAAGAACAGUACAAGUAGCCUAAGUAGUGGUACUAGUGGAAUUGAGGAGAUUCAUCUUAACAAAACUUGCAACAGUUACUGUAAUAGUAACGAUGACCCACAAAAUUUUGAAAAAAUAAGCAACAAAGAAAAGGAAAAGGGACUAGAAAAAGAAAAUGUAAAGGCCUCAUCUAAAGAGGAAAAGCCUUUCUUUGAUGCUCGUAGAAUUUUUCAGACACAGACAAAAGACACAAACAGGCGCCGAGGCCAGUCAAAACUUGCUGAUGAGGAUUGUGGUCCUACUAUACUGAACAAUGGAAAGCCGUCUUAUGCAGCAUGGUGCUCAUCAGCAGCUCACAAAAAAUCAACCCACUAUAUCAACAAUAAUCUACGAGACUCACAGAAGAAAACCAAUCAGAAUCCAGCCACAGGAUUGAAAGGUCAGACGAUUCCGCCAGAAAAUGUCUACCCUCAGUCGCAGCCAAAGGCCGAAAAGCAGACUCGUACCAGACAAGGUUCAGCGAAAAGUAGGUCUCCCACUGCCAAGACUGAGAUGCCUUUACAGACCUCAUUUGAUCAUGAACUGAUAGAUGAAUGGCUAAGUUUUCUCUAUGACAAGGCAAAGCUGUGUCUUCAUCAACUAUGGACUCUUGUAUUGAUGGUGAUUUUGCUCAUCUUCAGCAUCAUUGUAUACCUGGUAUCUGGCUGUGUUCAUAUAAUCAGUUGGUUGUGGGGUAAACUGUGGAUGUUUUUGGAGAAUAAGGUCUUUAAGGGAAAAUUGUUUGGAGGGGAUAGAUGGCGCAAAACGGUCACAGACACACCAAAGAAGAUUGGACUUGAGGAAAACAUAAGCUUGCCAGCAACAGGAGAAGAGGCGAUGCAGAGACUUCUUGCCUGUAAGGACCUAGGUUAGAGUGUAAUUUUUAUUUUAGGAUUAAAAUCUACUGCCACAGACGAUGAUAUAAAGAAGUAUUAUAGGAGACAGGCUGUUCUAGUCCAUCCUGAUAAGAAUCAGCAACCUGGUGCAGAGGAAGCAUUCAAAAUUCUCGGACAUGCCUUUGAUCAUAUUGGAGAUGCUUCGAAGCGUGAGGCAUAUGACCGGCAGCUACAGGAGGCUAAGGAGGCUGAAGCAGCUAUGCGUGAAUUUAAUGACCUUCUGACAAAAUUACAAGAGAAAAUCCAGCAGGCCAGUAACAUGAUGCGAUGUGACAAUUGUGGCGGGAAACAUAAGCGUGUACCUAUAGAGAGACCCUGGUAUAGUGCUCGCUUUUGUGAUAGGUGUAAAAUUCGACACUCAGCUAAAGAGGGUGAUGUAUGGGCGGAAACAUCCAUGUUAGGAUUUCUCUGGCAUUAUUACGCUUGUAUGGAAGGAAAGGUGUUUGAUAUUACAGAAUGGGUAGCUUGUAAGAAGGAAUUUUUCAAGCACAUGCAGGCAAAUGCCCAUCAUGUGUUCUAUCGUAUUGCCACUGAAGGUAACAGGGGACAUAGAGGACGAUCAAACAGUGAUAAACAUGGUCAGGACACUGCUGGCGCUAGUCCAGAAGGAGAUCUGGAGGAUUUUAUAAGUCACCUGUUUCACCAGGCCAUGAACACUGAUGGUACGUCAUCUUCUCAAUCUUGGCAACCUCCUCAGUCUAACGGACAAGCUUGGAACUCAGCUGCACCCUCUCAUCCAACCACUACUGCUCCAGGAAAACGGCAAAGGAAAAAGAAGAAGAAACAUUAACACCAGCAUUAAUUAGGAAUUAAGAAAUCGGCCUUAUGAUAAAAUGGAAUGUUACUCGAAAAUGAUUUCUGCUUAAAGAAAAAAGACUUGGAGAGACUGAGCUAAAGUGGUUGUUCCAUGGGUUAAACUUUAUACCUUCAGUAUGAGAGAAGGCUAAGUUUAAUCGUAAGAGGUGUUAUGUACAGAGAAUGUUGGUAAUUGAACAGAACAGAAUAAAAAUGAUUUGACUUACCACUAAGUUCAGUAGGUAGAGCAUUUGACAUCCGGUCAAGUGUGUUUUUUUCUUGGUGAUGAUUGACUGAAGGCAGUGUGUCUAAGAUCAUUCAUCCUCUACCUCUGAUUGAUGUGGAGAAGGUGUAAGUUACAUGCAAAGAACAAUACUGGUAAGGAACCAAGGAACCUGACCAGCAUUUAUCACCGAAAUACUGUUAAACAGCAAUAAAUCCCACAAAGUAGUAAAGAAAGUAAAAGGUUUUAACCCAUCAAAAUAUAGUUCUUAAGGUUAAUGUGUUGUAUUCCCAGUUGCAUUUUGGAACAAAGGAUAUAUUAUCACUCAGUGCAAAAAGUGGCUAAGUGACUAUAUCACGGCUGUUAUCCACGUUUUUGACCUGUGGUGACUGUAUGUCAUUAGGUUCUGAAUUAACUUGUCUGCAAGGUAUACCUACCUAUGUUCAAUAUAUUGUUGACUUAGACUUUGCAGUACUGUAAGUUGGGUAAAAUUCGCAAUGGCUUUAAUUUCCCUAAUUUUUGUGAAAAAUGCCACAUGUGCAUUCAAAAUAUUUGUGAAUAUAAACCUUUAGCCUGCUGGCAGCAAGUGAUUCUGCCAUUGCGACCAGUGUAGACCAAGAUCAGCCUGCACAUCUGUGGUCUGCACUGUUUGAUAGUCAGUAAAUUUUCAGUGAACACUCCUUCAAAUAAUAAAUGGUAUUGCCUAAAUUGAAUGAUGGACAGUCCAUCUUAGAAAUUUAGCAGGCUAAAGGUUAAUCUGUAUCAUGUCUUAAAACAUAUUCACUCAAGUUCUGCAAAUUCCUAAAUUGGUGAACGCAGCUGCUAACUAUGAUAUCGCUAAAUGUAGCCUUUGUGAAAAUUAACUUAUCUACAGUAUAUAGCAGAUGUAUUACAUGUUUAGCUUGUUACGUCAGAGAUUAUUUUAUUAAAUAAUGUAUAAUUUAUCUCCUUUUGGUGGAAAUAAAAGAUGUUUAGUUUU
This is a messenger RNA of Mercenaria mercenaria, 3903 nucleotides long. RefSeq names its product dnaJ homolog dnj-5-like. NCBI's taxonomy places the organism in Eukaryota, Metazoa, Mollusca, Bivalvia, Venerida, Veneridae. The record is from RefSeq and is a predicted model, not a curated record. Gene Ontology annotation, molecular function: dopamine receptor binding. The transcript has 12 exons.